Armigeres subalbatus is the source of this 669-nucleotide messenger RNA. RefSeq lists its product as uncharacterized. The transcript is spliced from 3 exons. Lineage: Eukaryota; Metazoa; Arthropoda; Insecta; Diptera; Culicidae. The coding region runs from base 64 to 495 and encodes 143 amino acids. The record is from RefSeq and is a predicted model, not a curated record.
GGUGAUAUUUACUGUAAUUUCAGGUGAAAGUUAAGUGAAUUUUUGGUAAAUUUUAAGGGAGUCAUGGGUGUGCAGAAAACCAAAUCAUUUUCUUUGAAUCAAUAUGGCGGCAGCAACGAACAACCUCUCAAGUUAGUUUGGGUCGAGGUUUUGGUUCUCAUGAUCAUAUACGAAAGUUGUCAGUUAAUGCUGAUUAGAAUGGAAUACCUCAACCCUCGGCCCAACCAUACCUGCAAUCAUUUUUACCACCAAAAUCCACCAGAUUUAUCCAUCAGAUAUUCCGGCGGAGUAACGAUAUUGCUCGGGUAUUGCAAUGUUUCUAGUGGUCUCGCUGGCGGUGGAAUAAAUUAUUGUUGGAUGACGAAAUGGAAGAUAGGAAGGCUACUCUAUAUAAGGAACUGCCUGCCAAAAGGACCAGAAACUACAUCCGAUGAUUUACAACACACCCUGUACAACUGCCUGUACCGAACAAAAAAAUAUCUAAAUAUGCUUUAAGAUCUACACAACAUUUUCCAACCCAAAAGGCUUCUUUGCGGCAUGUGCCGUCUCCUUCGAGAUUUUUCGAGUUUCAGCCUGGAAAAACUUUUCUCGUUUUCCUUGUAAUUCUCCCAUUCUCUCCAUUUCCCAAUGUAAGCAAACAACUAAUUAAAGAUGCAAAUAAAAAUACUA